UUGGAGCUUGAUCAUUCCUAUCACGAUUUCAAAUUCUUUUCGAAACGACAUAUUGUAGGAGACUUGAAGAAAUAUAUAGGGCAGCUCAACCACAGACUAGAGGUCGAGUGGACUAGUGGAGGUUUUGAGAAGCGCAGCCAACUUUGUUCAGAUAUCUCAGCCGGAGUGAAAGAUACUUAUGAACGACUGAAAGAUUUGGUCGAAAAUGUCGCGGGAUUGGAGAACUAUGCUGAGAUUCUGAUGGAAGACGAGAAACGAAGGUUAUUCCUAGGACAGAAUAUAGAAAAGGAAGUACCCGAUGGUCUGCAAAACCAACUGGACACAAUUGAUGCAAUGCUGGUCAGCCUAAGCACUAAGAUAGCGGUAAUGGAUAGAAUAAACGAUGAACAGAGCAAAAGUGAAGUUUACGAAAAAUCCGUCCAAGAUGCAAUAUGUGCGUGCCUCGACGCAUUGCUGGUAUUAGCAGAGUCGUUUAUGGAAGCUCAGCUGUUUGGACUGGUAACGGAACUACAUAGAAGUUCGAUGGCUCAUCUGUACUUCCACAUCCAACUUCGAACAGAUUUUGUCCUUUCACAGGCGAUCACAAUCGCGGCAACAGCCAUAGUCGAUACAGUUUACAGAGGCUGGCCCAUAUUUGAUGGAGGCAUCUUUAACAGCCAUUUCAAAACGAGUCUUAUAGGCGAAGCAGGCGAUCUCCUUCUUACAAUUUCUUCGUUCUUAUCGGCAUAUGGAGAUGAAAGAGGAAUGGCAGAGGAUGCUUGGGAGGCCUGGCGACAGCUAGAAUCACGCGUUCUUUUUUCCCUAGUGCGUGCUCCUUCUCAGGUCUGCCGUACGUGCGUACCUCUAGUUUCUGGUCAGCGGACGCAAAUUAAUGUCAACCACGAGGCUACGCUAGCUCAGUCGUUCGGUGGCGUUACAUUCGAAACUGCUAUAAAUCAGGAAGGCGCAGAGAGAAUGCUAGCAUACUCAAAUCGCUAUAUGGUUGAACCAAGCGCGAGGGAUGCUGUUAUGGAACUCGUAUCAAGCGAACCAUCGCGAAAAAAUCUUGCUAUUUUCGAGUGGGCAAUGACAUCAUGUGAACUGAUGGGUGGAGAAGCCGUGAUUUGCUGUAAAAGUGGAAAAGAUCGUACUGGUAUGGCUGUUACUCUUGAACAAGGACGGUUGUUGCGGGAAACAUGUGGACUCAAUUCAGCGCAGGUUCUUCUGAUUUUUGACCUUUGUUAUUUAUAUCUUGUGUACUUGCACUUCGGUUGUCCUUCCACUGCAAAAUUUCUGUGAGA
This is a messenger RNA of Strongylus vulgaris, 1280 nucleotides long. Lineage: Eukaryota; Metazoa; Nematoda; Chromadorea; Rhabditida; Strongylidae. The record is from the annotation of a GenBank genome assembly.